AUCCUCCAGGGAGACCACCAUGCUUUGGAACAGCAGCUUGACCUUCUGGGUGAACAGCUCACCAGUGCCAUUUCACAGGCAGCCUCUGCUUCUAUCCCUCUUACCAGACUUGGGCCCAAGUCAAAGCCAUGGUGGGAUCACAACCUUCACUCUCUGAGAACUGAUAUGCUGCACAAACAGCGUGUUUUCCAGAGAAACAUGGCGGUCACCUCCAUUGCAGAGGCCUUCCUGUGGAAGAAAGACUAUCUCCUGGCCAGGAACACCUACUUCCAAGCAAUCAAGACAGCAAAGCACACCCACUGGAACCAGUUCUUGGAGAAGGAGGACCCCAAGUCCAUCUUCAAGGCCAUGUCAUACACCAAACCCUCCAGCAGCCAGCAGAUACCUCUCAUC
Molecule: messenger RNA, 393 nt
Organism: Macroventuria anomochaeta
Lineage: Eukaryota; Fungi; Ascomycota; Dothideomycetes; Pleosporales; Didymellaceae
Exons: 1
Source: RefSeq, a predicted model, not a curated record